This is a messenger RNA of Sclerotinia trifoliorum, 1475 nucleotides long. The record is from the annotation of a GenBank genome assembly. NCBI's taxonomy places the organism in Eukaryota, Fungi, Ascomycota, Leotiomycetes, Helotiales, Sclerotiniaceae.
AACUGAUAAAAGCCUACAAUUAGCCCCCCAUUUACCCCAUGCAGCCACGAUAUACUGACGGCAUCGAUUCCCCUCUUUCCCCGACCUCGCACUUUCCCAGGAAUGUUGUAACCUUAUUGCUCCGUAAGUCUUUUAUUUACCUCUUUCCACACCCUUGCCGUGCUGGGUAAUCCAUGCGCAUCCAUUUCCCACUCAUCUCGUAUCGUCCAUCACCGGUGAUUUCUCGCUAUCAAAGCUUGGAUUCACUCUCAACACUAUAGCAAACAUGCCCUCUGCUAAAGGAAAACCAACUGACCCAAAACUUAAGGAAGACAUUACUAAAAGUAAAGAAAUUUCUUAUCUUUUUCCUGUUCAGACCCCUUUGAAAUCUCCUUUGCCUCUGAUUGUCAGCGAUCCAUUCUUAACAGCAGACGAAACAGAAGUCAAACAACAACCCAAUAAAGAUGGUAGCGGUAAAGGAAAGAUGGCUGCAUGGAAGGUAGGUCGUUUGAUUCCAUAGCAUCCAAAUUCUGGGUGUCUUUUUUCGUCUCUACCUCUACCCAGGUCGCUUUUUUACUGAUCAUAUGUUACUUCUCAGGCUAGCAAAAUAGCAAAAGGAUACGAAGCUGAAGGGGGUGACUAUGAGAACGAACCUGGCUCUAAAGACAAACCCAAGAAAGGUCGACCUGAGAAGAAGUCAGAGGAGGAAAAAGCUUCUGAAUUGGAAGAGGCCGAGAAGGAAAAGGAAGAUGAUGCCAAAGAAACCGCUGGUGAUAAAGCGAGUGGAACGGACGAUAACACGCCGGAUAUAGAAGCCAAGGACAAACCAACUGUUAAGAAGAGAGGCCCAGGUAGACCCAGAAAUGCAGGAAGCACAGCUCGUCCAAAGAAGAGCCCGAAGCCAAAGAAGGAACCAAGGCAAGGAACGAGGAGUAGUGCUCGACAACAGGAAAAGUCACAAGAAUCUUCUGGAGGGACGAAGAUAGAUGCUGCUAAGGAGGAGGAACAAAAGGCUGCUUUAGAAAAGAGAAAGAACGUUAGCGACGAACCAAGUGAUGAGAAUGAUGAAGAGGAGGCGAGCGAAAAAAACCCUGCGAAGAAAUCCAAAAACGAGGAACUAAAGGAAGUAGAAGAAGAGAAAGAAAAGUCGGCGCCUAAGAAAGCUGGUAGAAAGGCUAAAAAGUGAAAGUAUCACUUUGCUUUCAUUCUGAUCGUACGGAACCGGUUGAAGGGAAUAUCAUUGGCGCAUAAGGGACCGCACGAAUACAUAUAUUAACAUUGGGUUGGAGUGAAAUGGGAUGAAUCUGCGAAUUUGUAUUUUCGAGCGUUUGUUUACAUUCCACUUUGAUUCUGUAGGACUUUGCUUUGGAAAGCAUAUUCUUUCUUUAUUGUAUACAAGGAAGCAUUUAUCAUUGUUAUUGAUAUUCUUCGGCUGCAGUAACAGCUAAUCAAAAUGGACAUUGCCCCUCUAUCAUGAACGUUGAGCUCUAUGCGCU